AGCCGACCCUCUUCCGAGGCUCGUGCUUUUGGUCGCGGCGCCGGCCCCCCACCCCCAGCAGCCUCCCCUGGCCCCUCGCUGCCGCGAUGCCCCCGCGCGGGCGGCGCCGUCCCCGACUGGCCUUGGCGGCCCUGGCGCUGGCGGCCUGGGCCGCCCGGGACUCCUGGGCCCGAGCGGCGCGGCGGCCCCGCGGCGACGCUUUCGUGCCGGCGCAGCCGCGGCCACCGGACCGGAAGUGGCAGAGGCUGACGCCGGCAGAGCGGGCCGCCUUGCGGUUGCAGCCCGCGGGGGCGGCGGGCCGCGCGCGGCGGCAGGAGCCCGAGCCCGUGCACGAGCAGUACCACCGGAGCAUGCGCCCGGUCUACCUGGCCGCGGGGACCGUGCAGCUCGCCCUCCUCGCCGCCGCGGCGCUCAGCGGCGCCGCCUCGCAGGCCGCCAGGUCCUUGGAGCUGGAGAUGACCCUCGCGCCCGGCGCUUCGGCAUGCGUGUUCUCGCUGUCGGGGGCCGUGUGAGCGACCAGGCGGACGGGAGUGUGCCACGUAGGUCAACCCAGCUCCUCUCUCUCUCUAUCUAUAUCUACGUCCAGGACUGUUCGCGCACGUGUGUGUAUGCGUGCAUGGGCACAGCCCCUUCCUCGCGCGUCACCAUCUUCAGCAGUGCCGCUCGACUGGUCAUCCCGCGGGCGAGGGUAUCGGCGCCCGCUCCGAGACGGCAGCCCGGGGGAACUUUUAUAUCACGAGCGCGGAGAGCGAACGUGCGGCGUCGCCGUGUCACACGUCCGCCCGUGCCAGCCGGCAGAAGGAGAGGGGGGAGGGGGGUCAGGAGGUCGGCCACGUGGCGCACACUCCGUGUGGCAGCAGCAGGGCGGCAGCGUGAGGCUGCGCCAGGACCCGCGGCGGCGGGCGAGGGCUCCCAGCCUCCUGUUCCCCCCCUCCCCUCCUCCCUCCCCUCCUCCUUCCCCCGCUC
Molecule: messenger RNA, 966 nt
Organism: Prorocentrum cordatum
Lineage: Eukaryota; Dinophyceae; Prorocentrales; Prorocentraceae
Source: the annotation of a GenBank genome assembly